GCGGAGGCGGGGCCAUCGCUGGCGGGGGGCGGGGCCGGAAGCCCGUUCCCCGUGACUGCGCCACGUCUGAGGCGGCUGUGGCCGCGUCGGUGCUGGCGUCGAGGAGCCGGGGCAGGGCGCGAUGGCGGACUGGGCUCGGGCUCAGAGCCCAGGCGCUGUGGAAGAGAUUCUAGACCGGGAGAACAAGCGAAUGGCCGACAGCCUGGCCUCCAAAGUCACCAGGCUCAAAUCGCUCGCCCUGGACAUCGAUAGGGAUGCAGAGGAUCAGAACCGGUACCUGGAUGGCAUGGACUCGGAUUUCACAAGCAUGACCGGCCUGCUUACAGGGAGUGUGAAGCGCUUUUCCGCAAUGGCAAGGUCCGGACGAGACAACCGGAAGCUUCUAUGUGGCAUGGCUGUGGGUCUAAUUGUGGCCUUCUUCAUCCUCUCCUACUUCUUGUCGAGGGCAAGGACGUGAGCCAGUGGGAGCUGGUGUCUAUGGGUGCCAAGGGCAGCCAGGGUCUUCCCUGCCUGGCGUCUUGGGCUCCAGAGGACUUACCUACAAAGUAGUCCUUUGAAAUUAUAAUCGUGGGCCAGGAAUCUUCUUUCUGUGUGGCAGGAGGUUGCGGCUGCCUGUGACCUGAUGAGCUCAUGUUGGCUGGUCCCAUGUGUGGAAGGGACUCCCUCGGGGAAACCAAGGCCCAGCCCCUCCCCCCUCCCCCAGGUGCUAGAGACACAAGCAGAGCUGGGGCCACAGCGUGUCUGGAGGAGCCAGGUCUAAGCAGAGCAACUGUUGAAUCCCAGUCGUGGCCACCUGUGGCCUGCAGCCUUUCUCCCAGCUCUUGGGACUCUGACAUCUGAAGGCUCCACGGCCGUGUCCUUGUCUGGAUGAGGCCAUGUCUGUGAUCCAAGGUUCCUGAAACUGACACAGGAAGGGGCUGUGAACCCUAAGUGGGUGCUAUCUCCUCCGACUGAGGCUUCUCAGCCUGGAGAUGGCAGUUACUCCUGGCCAUGGUUGCUGAGCACGGGAGACCAGUGCGGGCCACCCUGCUGUGAGUUCUCUGUGCCUACUCUCCAGUCCUGCGGAUGAAGUGAGACCCCUGGGGAGAACGGGUUGUGGAUGAAGGAGUGGACUGCGGCCUUGGCCUAGCCACUGGGCGGGAUCCUUCUGGGUCAUGUGACUGUGUAUCCAGGAGCAGAAACUUGUAUUCUCAGGAUUCAGGAUCUACCCAGCACCAAAGAUGUGUUUUCAGAAGAACAGACCUAGAAAUGGGCCUCUCUGGCAUUUCAGAGUCAGGCAAAGCAGGCAGGGCCGGGGAGCCACUGUGGGUCUACACAGGAAGGUUCCUGAGAGGCUAUCAGUUGUUGCCAUCUAGCUUGCUGGUAACUCUGGCGCCUCCGCCAAGCCCUGCCAGACUCCUCUGGCUGUGAUGGCGUUCUGUGCCAUCCUCCUUGUCCCCAGCCUCUGCAGGAUGCCCUCCCUACCCACCUCUCCCUGGGCCUUCCAUGUCCACUGGGCUGGGCUCAUGUUCAAACAACUGGACUGGCAGGGCAAUGGCUUUUCCCCACCUCAAGAUGAGGUCCUUGCCCCCUUGGCCUAAAAACACCUUCAAAGCAUGAGCCGUGUGCUUCUGUGCCCUUCUCUGUCCUGUUCCAAUGCCCUUCUCUGUCCUGUUCCAAUCUUCUGCCUCCCAGUCAUUCCCUGGGAACUAUGGGAUCACUGUCCCCCAAGCUAUGUGGCCACACCGUGUGUCCUGUCAAUGCAGAACUGCCUCUGAGCUCCAGGCUGACCACAGAUCAGCCACAGCCUGGUACCUGCAGCCCCACUUUGCUCACCCUUCCCCUCCCCUCCUUCUUCCUUCCACACAGCAAGCCCACCUUUCUCCAUGCACGCUCACCAUAGCCCCCUUCUUUGUGACCUGAGCCCUCUUUUGUACCUGGCUGAGGCUGUCAGCCUCCUGGAAGAGUGGGGUCCACCUUCUUCCCCUAUGCAGCGCGAGCUCACUUCUCACCCAGCAAGGUGGACUCACCUGCCUCCUUGUCUCUGGGGCUUUGCUGUUGCCCUGAAACCUAGCUGGGCUGGUCUUGCUCCCAGCUUGCUUCCCCCUUCUUGGAUGUCCAUUUGCAGGCCCCUGUCGUUCCUCAGGCACCAGUGUGCUUGUCUGCCACGGCGAGCUAAUGAGGGGCUUGUACCCUGGUCACCAAGCAUGGUAGCAGCUGCCUGUGUUGGGUCUCCAUCUGGUCACUGCAGGUGCCAACCCUUUAUCUCCCAUAUUUUCCUGGGCCAUGGAGGGCUGACCUCCAUUUUGGGGAAUGUUGUUGAGCUGUGGUAACCAGCUAUACCCCAGGUGCUCUUCCCAUGGUGGUACCCGCCCACCCUGCUGAUGAGAACUAGGAAGUUAGGCUGCAUCUCGGACUGGCCUUCGCUGGAGAGGUGCUUUGCUGUCUCGGAGACUCAGUCACUGUGUUCCCUCCCCACCUGUCUCCAUGGCUGUUUGCAGCCCUCCCAGGUAAUUUGGGGUCUGGGCUGGACUUCCUUUGUGGUUUGCUUUUCUGCUUCUCACUCUUGUUGUAUUAAGAAGGAUUCCAUAAAGGGAGAGUGGCAACCCUGCUGCUGCUGUGCCCGACCAGAGUUCUUGAGGGGCCCUGACCCUAACCCUCCAGCUCAGCCCUGUGCACCUGACCCUGUAAAUGAGUGGGGUUUGCUGACUAUAAUCCCUGACACCAGUAAAACCCAAAGGAAUCUUGGGGACUCAGUAUGAGAGCCAGGGUUACCCACUCUGCCAAGUAAGGACAAACUGCUAGGCUGUAUCCCAUAAUUUCAGGAUGAGAAACGUUAACAAUAAAAUUUUGUAGUACAUAUAA
Molecule: messenger RNA, 2844 nt
Organism: Chlorocebus sabaeus (green monkey)
Lineage: Eukaryota; Metazoa; Chordata; Mammalia; Primates; Cercopithecidae
Gene: BET1L
Product: Bet1 golgi vesicular membrane trafficking protein like
Source: RefSeq, a predicted model, not a curated record